CCUCCUUCUGGGGCACUGGAUCCAUACACAUGUGAAUGUGCCCACGCCAGUGCCAGAAGCUAACCAAAUGCAGUCCUCCUUGGUGGCCUUUUACUCAGAAAACAAAAAUAUUGAUAACACUGCAGAAAAUUCAAGCAAAGCAGAAUCCAAGAGAUUGGCAGAGUUUAGAAAAAAAUUGAGGGAGACUACUCCAAUAAAUGACUUAGGUGAACAAGCUGAAUUACAACCCAAGAAAGAUGAUCCUUUGCCCCCAUUCCCAAACAAUACUAAUCCAGAUACAGGGGAAGUUGGUGGACCGAGGGGACCGGAACCAACUAGAUAUGGUGAUUGGGAAAGAAAAGGCAGAGUAUCUGACUUUUGAUUCACUUAGACUGAUUAUUUAAAAACAAAAUUUAUAUUUAUUAGAUAAAAGUUGUAGCAUUCUAUUCUGUUUUGUUAAAUAAAUGUAAUAGUACUCUAGAAGAUUGCAGAUGAUUAGGAGGAGAAUUGUAUAGCUAGCUAUGUUUCAAUAAAAUACUUUAAAUGAAA
This is a messenger RNA of Aricia agestis (brown argus), 528 nucleotides long. RefSeq names its product succinate dehydrogenase assembly factor 4, mitochondrial-like. The transcript is spliced from 2 exons. The record is from RefSeq and is a predicted model, not a curated record. Gene Ontology annotation, biological process: mitochondrial respiratory chain complex II assembly. NCBI's taxonomy places the organism in Eukaryota, Metazoa, Arthropoda, Insecta, Lepidoptera, Lycaenidae. Gene Ontology annotation, cellular component: mitochondrion. The coding region runs from base 68 to 361 and encodes 97 amino acids.